AUUCCAUCCGAUCAUCGUUCGAAGCCAUUAGUCGGUGAUCUUCUGUCCCAUCUGUCACAGCAAGCGCAGUCACGAUGAAGAGCUUCACAGCAGUCCUGGCAUUCACGCUCCUCGCCACCGUCUAUGCAAAUCCUAGCCCAUUCUUCCACCGCCACGCCCACGGUGGAGUCCACACCUACCAUCCCGUAACGGUGCGUGAGUACGUGAAGGUACCGGAAGUGCAUGUGCAGAGGGUCGUCCAUAAGGUGCCCGUGUACGUGCCAGUGGUACAUCAUGUUCCGGUAGUGCAGCAAGUCCACGUUCCAGUUCCGGUAGAACGGCCGGUAAAUGUCGAGGUCGGUGGUGGAGUGAACGUAGCCGCCAAUCCGGGUGCGGUGCAUGUGACUAAAACUAAGCCGGUUAAAGUUUCGGUAUAAAUUUGGAGAGACUUUAAAAUUGGCAAUAAAUUCGAUUAUGAGUACUAAAAAAGUAAAAUUAAAACUUUGUUGAGUGAA
This is a messenger RNA of Anopheles stephensi (Asian malaria mosquito), 494 nucleotides long. RefSeq lists its product as uncharacterized. The record is from RefSeq and is a predicted model, not a curated record. NCBI's taxonomy places the organism in Eukaryota, Metazoa, Arthropoda, Insecta, Diptera, Culicidae. The transcript has 2 exons. Bases 75 to 416 code for a protein of 113 amino acids.